GAAAAGCGCACAGGCCCUUUUAUUAUUUUUUUUUUUAAUCCGCCUAUGCAUGUCAUGAUGGCGGAGGCAUCGCCGCGAGACAAAGAAGAGUGCAAGCCCGCUGUUUGCAUCUUUGCUGCGCGGCAUUGUGUUGUCUCGACUCAGGCGCGCCCGGGGAUCGGCGGCGGCGGCGGCAGCGGGCGGUAGGUUGGCGGUGCGGGCAGGGGGAGGGGGGCAGGGCAGUGUGUAUAUACGAGGGACAGUAGGUGGGCAUCAAAUAAUGCAAAGCCAAAGCAAGAGCGAAAGAUGGAGGUGUAUGUAGAGUACAAGUACACGGCAGUGAUGGGGCUGCACGGGGAUUGGCAUGGAUGCCUGAGAGCCACGCUAGAUUCUAGGGCUCGCUGCACCUUGACAUACGCACGCUCGCCCUGCCGGCCUGUGUCUGCGCUCGAGUUGACUCCCCCCGACCAAAGCGCCCGCCGCGUGCAGCCUGAGACGCGCUCUGCUAUUUGUACAUUAUUCCACUCUCGCCUUCCUUGUCUCGCCCCAGCACACGCACGACGACCACCAUUACCACCCACACACCCUCCACCCUCCACCACCAUCCACCACCAUCCACCUUCCACACACCCCCUGUCGCCCCGACGACCCUCGCUCGACACGCCCUUCAACGUUGCUGUUUCAGCCCGAAGGCCACUAGCCACCCACCACGCUGCCCGCCUGGCGCCUAUUAGUCAACUACCCAUUCUUACCGACCGACUCUCCCUCUGACGUCUCCCGCCCGCCUUGCCACCCUUCGCCCUUUGUCGACGAUUCCACGUGCGACGCAUGCUGCCAGACCUCCUUCGUUUGUCGUAGCGCAGCAAUCCCGCCCCCUUCCAACCCUCCCGUUUUCCCCGCCGACCCGU
Aplosporella prunicola CBS 121167 is the source of this 887-nucleotide messenger RNA. RefSeq lists its product as uncharacterized. The transcript has a single exon. Lineage: Eukaryota; Fungi; Ascomycota; Dothideomycetes; Botryosphaeriales; Aplosporellaceae. Bases 286 to 750 code for a protein of 154 amino acids. The record is from RefSeq and is a predicted model, not a curated record.